Messenger RNA from Daphnia pulex (common water flea), 920 nucleotides. Its product is annotated as pyridoxal phosphate homeostasis protein-like. The transcript has 6 exons. Bases 1 to 855 code for a protein of 284 amino acids. NCBI's taxonomy places the organism in Eukaryota, Metazoa, Arthropoda, Branchiopoda, Diplostraca, Daphniidae. The record is from RefSeq and is a predicted model, not a curated record. Gene Ontology annotation, molecular function: pyridoxal phosphate binding. Gene Ontology annotation, cellular component: intracellular anatomical structure.
AUGGUAUUUUAUAAUUUCCGUCACUGCCAGUCCUUGAAUUUGUGGGUGUUUAAACCAAUUGCCUUACAAAUUCAAAGCAAUAGAAAAAUGACAACUUCACAAUACAUAAAAGAAAACCUGGAAUUUGUAAAAGCCAAAAUGAUGGCAGCCUCUUUGAAAAGAGUCCAAGAGGCGGCCGCUUUUAAAGCACCUACAUUAGUAGCUGUUUCAAAAACUAAACCAGUUGAUGAUGUCAUUGAGGCUUAUCAUGGUGGACAAAGACAUUUUGGAGAGAACUAUAUUCCAGAGCUGGGAGGAAAAUCAACUGAUCCAAAAAUUUUGGAAGAGUGCCCAGACAUUCGUUGGCAUAUGAUUGGCCAUCUGCAAAGUAACAAAAUGAAGAAACUGGCUUCUGUGCAAAAUUUGUACAUGGUAGAAACAAUUGAUUCAGUUAAAAUAGCUGAUGCUUUAAACAAAUCCUGGGUAAAACUUAAUAAAAUGGAGAAACUGAAAGUUAUGGUGCAGGUUAAGACCAGUGAUGAAGAAAGCAAAAAUGGAGUUGAGCCUUCUGAAGCUAUUAAGUUGGCCAAAUUCAUAAUAGAAAAAUGUUCAGAAUUAGAGUUUUGCGGAUUGAUGACAAUUGGCGCCUCUAAUCAUGACGUUUCUUUGGGACCUAACCCAGAUUUUCUUAAAAUGAUUGAAUGUCACAAGGAAAUCAUUUGCAUCCCUGAUUUACCAAAAGAGUCUUUAGAAUUAUCAAUGGGAAUGUCUUCCGACUACGAACAUGCGAUUGAGCUUGGAAGCACAAACGUAAGGGUCGGAAGCCUUAUUUUUGGGUCGAGAGCCCCAAAACAUGAAAAAAGUAGCAACGAAUAAUGAAGUGCACAUGUUAAACGAUGACGUUAAAAUGCAAAAUCCAGCAAUAAAGAAAAUCCACUCAA